AAACCGCUGGUGUGGCCCCUAAUGUCAUUCAGUUGAUACAAUCUGGUUUCUAAUUAAACCAAUGAACCAGAGGGUUUUUGUGAGCCGAACCGGUUCGUGUAAAUUAUUUUACUUAAAAAAAAUAUUAAAACGAGGGCUUCUCAGACAAACUAGGCACCACUAAGGAAAGGGAUCGUCAAUCAAUCGUGAGUCUGAGACUGAGCUCUCAUCUCUCAACUCUCAAUUUAAAACCCUACUCGCCGUUGCCGCCCAACCACCUUCUGUCCACCGUCGCCGUCGUCGCCUUCGCAGUCGGAAGGUUGCACCACGUCACCAGCACAUCAGGCCGUCGCGUUGGAAGGUCUCAAGAUUUUGAGACAGCUGACAAGAGACAACAAGAUAUGGCAGAGAGGAGCAAAGAGCUUCUCAAGUUUGAGCAUAAUGGCACACCCCUUUCUUCCUUAGAAUCCACUCUUCUUGUUUGUGAUAAUAAAAAAGAAUCAGACAGUCAAACUAGGAGACUCCCCCCUGAUGGCAUGCUCCUCACUGCCCCACUUCCCCCAAGCCAACUUUUAGGGAAGGUUAAAGACUUCCUAGGAGUGAUGUCAGAAGCAAAUAAGCGGCUGGAACUUGAUGCAAAGGACCAUCCUGAGAAUUAUGAUAUUGAAGAGUUAACUGGAAAUGAAUCGGAAGUUAUUGAAAUGGAUUUGAUGCUUGGUGUAGCUGAUCUCCAUACACAAGAGGCAGUGGCUGCUGCUGAAUCUGCAAUUUCCACUUGUCAGCCUGUGAUUCCAUUGGUUGCUGAUGGUAGUGAAACAGAUUUGGAAGAAAGUAGUACUGAUAAUGACAGUGAUGAUGAUAUUAAUAACAGUGAUGAUUAUUUAGACGAUGGAAACAACAGUGAAAAGCCUUCGUCUCUUGUUCAAAAAUCUAUUUCCAGUAAGGAUAAUAUUCAUGGAAAAACAAAGGGAAAUGGUCAUUCCAAAAAACGUCCAAGGAUAGUUGAGCUAUCAUGAGCCUAACCGGUUUUUGAGGAUUAGAUCCUUAUGCUAUAUUUAUACACCUAGGGUUGGAAUUUUCUGUAUGACAGUAUGAUUUAUACAUCCAGGGAUGGAAUUUUCGGUAUGAUUUAUGCUGCGUUGAAAUAUAAUCAAUUUAUUUACGACCCCUAUGGCAUGGGCAGCUGGUGAAGUAA
Molecule: messenger RNA, 1174 nt
Organism: Glycine soja
Lineage: Eukaryota; Viridiplantae; Streptophyta; Magnoliopsida; Fabales; Fabaceae
Exons: 6
Coding region: 381-995 (204 amino acids)
Biological process (GO): box C/D snoRNP assembly
Molecular function (GO): box C/D methylation guide snoRNP complex binding
Source: RefSeq, a predicted model, not a curated record